Olea europaea var. sylvestris is the source of this 3064-nucleotide messenger RNA. RefSeq names its product vacuolar protein sorting-associated protein 62-like. Lineage: Eukaryota; Viridiplantae; Streptophyta; Magnoliopsida; Lamiales; Oleaceae. The record is from RefSeq and is a predicted model, not a curated record. The transcript has 3 exons. Bases 928 to 2448 code for a protein of 506 amino acids.
CUGCCUUUAUUGGAGCAGAUUGACCUAUGUAUGGCAGCACGAGCCUGAAACUUUCUCUCUGCCCGCUCCAAUUCCUCAAUGGCCUCAAGGCAUAGUUUUUGUUGACCAUCCAAUAUAUCAAGUCUAAUGUCUUCGAUGGAAGGGAAUAUAGAGCUAUAUGCAGUUCCUUAGUUUGUAUUCUUGUAAAUGCAUAAUUUUGAAAUACUCCUUUAUAUGGAAGUCGGAAAAUUAUAAACUUGGUGUAUGUAUCCAUUUUCACAAUAAUUUUGUUCUUCACAUUUGCCUAUAGUUGGUUUUUCAUGUAAUUUAUCUAUUUGGUCAGAAUAAAUCAGUGCUUGCAUUUUUUUGGUGCUUUGCUUCACUUAUUGGUAGGGUAAUCUGUUUUUAUUAGAGAAGUGAUUGUUCGAAUUUUAUCUUUUGCUUCUCUACUUUUCUCGUACUGUUGUUCCUUUUUUCAAAAUUUGCUCCUUUGGAAGGAAUAAAGUCUUCCUAACUAGCGUCCCAAUGUUGACUUAAUUAGGCUCCUACUCUUCUUAGUAUUCGCGAACAUAUUGUUUAUUUUGAAGUUCCAUUUCAAAUUUUUGUGUGUUCUGGCAUUCUAUUUUCUUUCUUAUCCUUUAUUUUUAAAUUUGUUUCCAAGCUACCUAUUUUCUUGAGAAAUGAAAUACCACUAGUGGGGCUCUUUGUGAGAACUACAAUUUGGAAAUACCUUUUUCAGUUCUUGCCUAUGUUUCAUGCAUUGAGGGACCUGCAAAGUUGUCAAAUUCAUGAUUCUUUGAAUGGCUUAUUUAAUUUGAACUUCUACUUGUUACUUUGUGGUAACUAUUGUUUGAAUAUGCAGGUUCAGGAUUUGGUAGCUUUAGAAUCAGAUUAGGAGAAUUAGAGGUUUUCGAAGUAACUAAUUUCGAGUUUGUAUGGGGAUUUAAUAUGUCUCAGGACAGGAAACGGGGCGUUAGUUUCUAUAAACCAAUUGGAAUACCGGAGGGAUUCUUUAACCUUGGUCACUACUGCCAAUCUAAUGAAAAGCCUUUACGAGGGUUUGUUCUUGUGGCUAGGGAAAUGUUCAAAUGUGAGCCAGGACAUUGUUGCUACUCUAGUUCUGACUCCAUGCCAGCUCUCAUGACUCCUGUUGAUUAUACAUUAGUUUGGUGUUCAGACGAUGGUGGUGAUGAAAAUUUUGAUACAUGUGGUUGCUUCUGGUUACCCCAACCUCCUGAGGGUUAUAAAUCUUUGGGCUUUGUGGUGACCAACAGGCCAGAGAAGCCACAAUUAGGGGAAAUUAGAUGUGUCCGUGCUGACCUAACAGAUAAAUGUGAAGCUUAUCGCCUGAUAGUCAACACCCAUUCUAAGUUUUUAAAAGUACCGUUUAAAGUUUGGAGUAUUAGACCUCUUCACCGGGGAAUGCAUGGUAGAGGGGUCUCAGUAGGUAGUUUCUUUUGCAGUGGCCACUGGAUCCCAGGAGAAGAGCUGGAUAUUGCAUGCUUGAAGAACUUAGAUAAUUCAUUACAUGCAAUGCCGAAUCUUGAUCAAAUUCGUGCACUAAUAAGGCACUACGGGCCUAUUGUCUUCUUCCAUCCCGAUGAGACUUAUUUGCCGUCUUCUGUUUCGUGGUUCUUCAACAAUGGGGCAUUACUGUACAGAAAAGGUGAUUCAAUCAGCAUGGCAAUUGAUAGUGAAGGUUCCAAUCUGCCUAGGGGAGGGACAAAUGAUGGGGAAUAUUGGAUAAAUUUGCCAACUGAUGGUCGGAAGAAGAGGGUUAAAUGUGGGAAUUUAGAAAGCUCCAAACUGUACAUACAUGUAAAACCAGCAUCAGGCGGGACUUUCACUGAUAUUGUGAUGUGGGUUUUCUGCCCCUUUAAUGGGCCAGGAACUCUGAAAGUGGGAUUGAUGAAUAUUUCUCUUAGCAAGAUUGGUCAACAUGUGGGUGAUUGGGAACAUUUUACACUUCGUAUUAGUAACUUCACGGGGGAGCUCUGGAGCAUAUAUUUUUCACAGCACAGUGGCGGUGUAUGGGUUGAAGCUUUUGAUUUGGAGUUCAUCGAGGGAAACAAAGCCAUCAUUUAUUCAUCAAAAAGUGGUCAUGCUAGCUAUCCGCAUCCCGGAAAUUAUAUUCAGGGUUCCACAAAGCUUGAAAUUGGAGUGAGGAAUGAUGCUGCUCGUAGUCACUUCUAUGUGGAUUCAAGCACACAAUUCGAGAUUAUUGCAGCUGAAUAUCUUGGCAAUGGAGUCGUUAAUGAACCAUGUUGGUUACAAUAUAUGAGAGAGUGGGGCCCAAAAGUUAUCUAUGAUUCAAGAACCGAACUGGAUAAAAUCAUCAGUUUCCUGCCUUUGACGCUUCGAUAUUCAAUUCAGAACAUUUUUAGCAAGUUACCUAUGGAGUUGUAUGGGGAGGAAGGCCCUACUGGGCCAAAGGAGAAGAACAAUUGGGUUGGGGAUGAAAGAUGUUAGGCAUUUUGUUGCUUUUCCUUUUAACAAAUGUCAGUCUCUUCUGCAGAUAUGCUAUGAUGUUCAGAAUGUUGAAAAAGAACUGGCGGAGAAUUUGUUGCAACUGUGUAGUUUAACUGAAGAGAAGCCAUCCGGAUACUGAUGGCCUUGUUUCCUCACCAGACAAGAUGUUGAAGAUAUGAAGAUGAGAAGGACAUGAGUUGCGGAAUAAUACAGAGCUCUUUUUACUGAUAGAAUUGAAAUCAAUUGGAUUUCAUAUUUGUAUUGAUGAUAAGGAGUAAUUGGGAAACAAGUUAAUGAGUGUAAAAUUGUCGAAAGAAUAAUAGGUCACGGACUCACGGUAAUAUAUUUGAAUUGUAUUUUUAACACAGAAGGGUAUGAACAUCUUCUCGAGUAUGUUCGGUUAUAUUGGUCCAUCAUGCAGAGAAGCAAUGGAAACAUGGAUUAAUGUAAUGAACGAGUUAGCUCCUUCAGCAAGAAAAGCAAGAAGACUUCAGGUUUUGAAAAUGAAAUGAAUCUUAGUUUAAUGCAACUCAGUGGUUAGAUUGUAAAUCCUCAACUUUUUGCAAAUUGUUCCUUGACUAUGAUAAUCUCUUAUUUUCUGCAAGUUUCAUUCUGA